AAAUCUUAGAAAAACUCGAUGUAUAUAAAAAUGGUAGUUUUCAAUCUCCGUUCUUCUUCAAUCUGUUAAAUAACAUAAAUCUCAUCGCCAACCUCUCAGAUCUCAAAUUCUAAAUCUAAUUAUCAAAAAGGAUGGACGCAAUUGAUUCAGUAUUGGAUCCAUUGCGAGACUUUUCCAAGGACAGCGUCCGCCUCGUCAAGCGUUGUCACAAGCCCGAUCGCAAAGAGUUCACGAAGGUGGCUUUCCGUACAGCGAUAGGAUUUGUAGUGAUGGGAUUCGUUGGUUUCUUUGUCAAAUUGAUAUUCAUUCCUAUUAACAAUAUCAUUGUUGGGUCUGUUUAGCUUAAGGUCAACUUGGAUUUGCUACAAUGGAAAAUGGUUGUUCAUUAGCUUGAUUACAAUAUCCAGAGAAAACCUAGUGUAGUGAAAAGGAACAUUGUUAGUAUUUACAAACUUUACAUUGCUUUGGUUGUUUAGAUGUGCUAGACUAUAAGGUUAACAGAUAUGAUAUGCAAAUUUCUGGUCA
Ricinus communis (castor bean) is the source of this 525-nucleotide messenger RNA. Its product is annotated as protein transport protein Sec61 subunit gamma-1. The record is from RefSeq and is a predicted model, not a curated record. The transcript has 3 exons. Gene Ontology annotation, cellular component: Ssh1 translocon complex; membrane. Gene Ontology annotation, molecular function: transmembrane protein transporter activity. NCBI's taxonomy places the organism in Eukaryota, Viridiplantae, Streptophyta, Magnoliopsida, Malpighiales, Euphorbiaceae. Gene Ontology annotation, biological process: protein targeting; post-translational protein targeting to membrane, translocation. Bases 132 to 341 code for a protein of 69 amino acids.